This is a messenger RNA of Ylistrum balloti, 7297 nucleotides long. RefSeq names its product GPI transamidase component PIG-T-like. The coding region runs from base 1 to 1860 and encodes 619 amino acids. The transcript has 12 exons. The record is from RefSeq and is a predicted model, not a curated record. Gene Ontology annotation, biological process: attachment of GPI anchor to protein. Gene Ontology annotation, cellular component: GPI-anchor transamidase complex. NCBI's taxonomy places the organism in Eukaryota, Metazoa, Mollusca, Bivalvia, Pectinida, Pectinidae.
AUGGUGGAAAGCAGUCGAUCGAUGCCGGUAUCGCGGAAGAUGAUGUGGAUAUUUUGGUUACCAUUGCUCGGAUACAUCGUACACGCUAAACUUAAUGACGAAUUUAACGAGGAAUUGUUCAUUAAACCUUUUGGUAGUGGACAUGUCAUGUUUCAUUUCCAAUUUACAACUAAAUGGAACGUCAGCAUCGCAGAUGAAACAGCGUACUCCCACUACCGUCUAUUCCCUAAGUCUCUGGGAGAGGUGAUGUCCACAUAUGGGGUUCAGGAACUGCACCUUAGUCAGACACAGGGUCUGUGGAGGUACAGACAAUGGGGUUACCCUCCAGAGGAUGCACCACCAGGAGCUGAACUUUGGACCUGGUUCCAGUCUAACAGAAACAAGUCAGAUCAAGCUGUCCGAGAUAAGUUGUGGUCAAAUUACGUAAAUGCUUUGUCAGGACUCUUUUGUUCUUCCCUCAACUUCAUGGACAGCAAAGCUACAGUCAGUCCACGGUGGACAUUUCGGCCACAGGGAUUAGCAUCAGAAUAUUAUUCCAUGGACUGGCGAAACCUGAAGUACUCGGCUCUGCCUAGAGAGGUCGUUUGUACCGAGAACCUUACACCAUGGAAGAAACUUCUGCCAUGUGAUUCAAAGGUGGGAUUAUCUACAUUGUUCAAUGCCAUCAAGUUACAUGACUCAUCAUACCAGUCCAUAGGGCUACAUGUGAGGCCUAUCUGUCGGGAUGCAGCGUGUACCAAGUCAUCUGUGGAGCUAAAGCAGACACUGACAGUGGUGUUCGAUCCCACUACAAGUAGAUUUGGACGACAGACGUGGAGCUUUAGCAGUAUGUUUGGUAAACCUUUACGUUCCCAGUGCCCUCUAGCCUCCAGGAGCAAUGUCUAUGUAGACAUCACAGAUAAAGAUAUUCCAGAGUUGAGGUUCACACUGCAACAAGAGCCAACAGAGGUCUUACAAUUCACUAGAGGCAGUGACAGGAGAACUUAUGCAGUUUUUGAUGUCGGUGAAUUUCUGGAGCAGGAUGGAUUCUUAGAUCUCUCUGCUGACUAUGAACAGAAGGCAGCUUACAAACAAGGAUUGGAACCUUCGUUAUAUGCUCACCGAUUUGUCACAGGAUUUGGCCUAGAGAGGGGAGGUAUCACUUGUCAGAUCUACAACAACCUGGAUCAGAACCUCACACUGAUAUACAUGGAGACUAUACCCUGGUACUUCAGAGUCUACUACAACUCUCUUAGUAUACGUAACAAGGGCAAGGACAUCAAACCUUUCAAGGUCCAUUUUGUGCUGGGGAAGGACAGAUUGCGACCAUACCAUCUUGAAGUUGUGUUCCGACUACGUGCAAACUCUGUAACACGGAUCAAUCUGGUGUUUGACCGUGCUUUCCUCAAAUGGACAGAGUAUCCUCCAGAUGCUAACCAUGGCUUCUAUGCCAAUGCUGCUGUGCUUACUACAAUGUUGCCAUAUGCUCAUUCCUACUUAGCUGUCCAACAGAAUGCCUCCUUGUUUCUAGAAAGUUUCAGUGAUGUCUCCAACCAGUUUUUCCUGCGAGUCCAUACAGAGAGUUUACUGAUCUCCCUACCCACUCCUGACUUCAGCAUGCCCUACAAUGUCAUCUGUCUAGCUUGUACUGUCGUGGCUAUUGCAUUUGGAUCCAUUCAUAACCUCACAACUCGAAUAUUCAAGACAGUUGACCCAAAGAAGUCCAAAGGAUUAAGAGAAAAAGUGAAAGCUUUUUUCAACAGGAAGAAAGUCACUUCAGAAGUAAAAGAAGCAGAUGGAAAGAAAUUGGAGGGAAAUGAUACAGAUGCUGAAUUUCAUAACAAAACAUCAAAGACUGAGAGUCCUGAGAAACAAUCAUAGAGUUUGUACAAUCUGAUACAAGAUCAUGUGCUUUUGCAGAUACUGUUUUGGGUUGAUUUCUUGUUGCAGUUCACACAGAAAUUAAAAGUCCUAUAAUGUGACAAUCAGUUGUAACAGUACAUAAAAAAAAACAGACAAUCCUUGGAAUUACCUGAAAUUUUGCUAGUUCAUAUCUGUACAAACAAUAUCUUGCUGUUCAAGUAGCGAUCUGUGUUUUCUAAAGUGGGGUUCGGAUCCCUUUAUUGAGGUGUAAGGUAAAGGGGAAAGGGUUGGACAGUAGGGAGGAUGGGUGUGAUAGGUAAGGGAAUAGGGUUAGACAGAAGAAGGAUAGGUAUGAAGUUUAAGGGGAAACGGUUGGACAAUAGGAGUAUAUAUGUGGAGGGUAGGGAGAAAGCGUUAAAGAGUAGGAUGAUGGAAUGAAAGGAAGUGGAAGAGGGUUGAACAGUAGGAGUAUGAAUGUGUAGGGUAGAAGGAUAGGGUUGAAUGGUAUGGGGGUGUGAAGGGUAGGGGGAUAGGAGUAUGGAUUUGGAGGUAAAGAAAUAGAGGAAAUUAGAGGAUAGGAGGACAAGUGUGAAGGUAAGAGGGAAUAGGGUUGGAGGGUAGGAGGAUAGGUGAAAAGAGUAGGGGGAAUAGGGUUGGAGGGUAGUAUGAUAAGUGUAGAGGGUAGGAGGAUGGGUGGAAAGAAAAGGGGUUAAAAUCUGUGGCUAUCCUAUCUGGCAUAAGAAAAAUUCUAGAAUUAUAUAAACUUCCUCAUAGAAACUGCAUUGAGAAUUGUGAUAUAUUCUUCCUUACCAUACAAAGGCAAUCUUGUAUUUUGGAACUGCUUCAGAAUGUUCAAAGGAUGACAAUUUAUUUCAUAAAUGCUUUCAAAUCUAAAAAGAAGCAAACUUAUUUUGAACUCUCAGAUGAUAAGGAUAUAGAGAACAAAUAUUUCCCGCUAAGCUAAGUCUGUUUUUCUAAGCAGCCAAAACCAAGGUUACGAUUUGGUUAUUAGUAGAGGCUUUUGAGAUUUCUCACUUUAUGAGAGGAUUGUUGCUGUGAAGUAAAGCACUAGAUCUUGUGUUAGUUUGUUAUUCUGUGAUAUCAUGUUAAUUUUGUAUGUGUGUAUAUUUUGGGGAGUCUGUAGUAUAGUCAGAAUUUGUUGUCACAUUUUGUAUGAAUGUAUGUUUUUGAGAGUCUAUAGUUUAGUCAGAUUUUGUCAUCACAUUUUGUAUGUUGUGAAGUAAAGCACUAGAUCUUGUGUUAGUUUGUUAUUCUGUGAUGUCAUGUUAAUUUUGUAUGUGUGUAUAUUUUGGGGAGUCUAUAGUAUAGUCAGAUUUUGUCAUCACAUUUUGUAUGAAUGUAUGUUUUUGAGAGUCCCUAAAUUAGUCAGAAUUUGUUGUCACAUUUUGUAUGAGUGUAUGUUUUUGAGAGUCUAUAGUUUAGUCGGAUUUUGUAGUCACAUUUUGUAUGAGUGUAUGUUUUUGGGUGUCUAUGAAUUAGUCAAAUUUUCAUACCGCAUUUUGUAUUGAUGUACAUUGUUGGUAGUCUGUAGAUUACUCCUAUUUUUUUUUAUCUCAUUCUCGAAUCCCAUGGUAUCAAAAAUUACCCUUCGCUGAUUAACAAGUUUUGUUUUACCCAUUUUUUCUUUGCAAUAUAAAAUGAAAAAAACUCAAAAUCACACUCCCAUGAAAUAAAAAUUCUGUUGGAGAAUAGUUGGAAACCAGCCUAUAAUAGCAGCAAAGGAAUUAUAUAUCGUAGGACCUGGCACUUCUAUAGAAAAUCAACUGUACAUGUUAGAAGCAUGAGAAACUAUUAAGUUGUUGCUGAAGGAAGAAAAGAUAUUGACUGAAGUUCAGAUUCCUACAUCUGUUACACAGUGACAGCAGUACUCAGUGACAGUAGGUAAUCAGUGACAGUAGGUAAUCAGUGACAGUAGGUAAUCAGUGACAGUAGGUAAUCAGUGACAGUAGGUAAUAGUGACAGUAGGUAAUCAGUGACAGUAACAGUAGGUAAUCAAUGACAGUAGGUAAUCAGUGACAGUAGGUAAUCAGUGACAGUAGGUAAUCAAUGACAGUAGGUAAUCAGUAACAGUAGGUAAUCAAUGACAGUAGGUAAUCAGUGACAGUAACAGUAGGUAAUCAGUGACAGUAACAGUAGGUAAUCAAUGACAGUAGGUAAUCAGUAACAGUAGGUAAUCAGUGACAGUAGGUAAUCAAUGACAGUAGGUAAUCAGUGACAGUAACAGUAGGUAAUCAAUGACAGUAGGUAAUCAGUGACAGUAACAGUAGGUAAUCAAUGACAGUAGGUAAUCAGUGACAGUAACAGUAGGUAAUCAAUGACAGUAGGUAAUCAGUAACAGUAGGCAAUCCAUGACAGUAGGUAAUCAGUGACAGUAACAGUAGGUAAUCAAUGACAGUAGGUAAUCAAUGGCAGUAGGUAAUCAGUGACAGUAGGUAAUCAAUGACAGUAGGUAAUCAGUGACAGUAGGUAAUCAGUGACAGUAACAGUAGGUAAUCAGUGACAGUAGGUAAUCAGUGACAGUGACAGUAGGUAAUCAAUGACAGUAGGUAAUCAGUGACAGUAGGUAAUCAGUGACAGUAGGUAAUCAGUGACAGUAGGUAAUCAAUGACAGUAGGUAAUCAGUGACAGUAGGUAAUCAGUGACAGUAGGUAAUCAGUGACAGUAGGUAAUCAGUGACAGUAACAGUAGGUAAUCAAUGACAGUAGGUAAUCAGUGACAGUAGGUAAUCAGUGACAGUAGGUAAUAGUGACUGUAGGUAAUCAGUGACAGUAACAGUAGGUAAUCAAUGGCAGUAGGUAAUCAAUGACAGUAGGUAAUCAGUGACAGUAGGUAAUCAGUGACAGUAACAGUAGGUAAUCAAUGACAGUAGGUAAUCAGUGACAGUAGGUAAUCAAUGACAGUAGGUAAUCAGUGACAGUAGGUAAUCAAUGACAGUAGGUAAUCAGUGACAGUAGGUAAUCAGGAGCAGAUUCUUACUUUCUCUUUAAUGCCCAAAUUUUUUACCCUGAGAUAUCUUUACGAUUUCACUUCAGUUUUGAAAACUUGUUUGAUUGAAGAAUCAUGUCACAAAUAUUUGUUUAUUUGCAUUAAUAUGGGAUUGUUUGCUUCUCAUUAUAGUCAGAAUUUUUUACACUUUGAUCACUUUGUAAUUUAUAUUUUCAUACUUAAUAUUAUAUCUGUUAUUAUUAUGAAAAACAAUGUUAAUGAUAUUUAACUUGAGGGAUGACAUGACACGAGAUAUCAUGUAAAAUAACAUUUUAUGUGUGUGUGUUGAUACCUUUGUCUUUCGAAUGGUGGAAGUAACAGUUUGAUUUUUAUGGAUAUAAUACCAAUUCAAACAAGAAGAUAUUAACUUUUAAGUAUAAUCUAUAUGAUUAUACCGAUGGUCAACAAACAUGUAUUCCAUUCCUCAGUUUUCAGGUUGACCAAACCAAAUGGGAGUUACGAACAAUUUAAUUUCAGUUUUUACCUGAGGUAAGGUAAGCUAACAAUCUACUGACUUAUCUAUAUAGAAGGAUUUCAGUGAGAUACUACACAACAUUAUUGUAGGGAAUUAUUGGAUUUUGCACCAAUUUGGUCUGAAACAUUCUUUGGUGAAGGGGAAUCAAUUUUGUAUAAACUCUGGGUCUUGACUCCCUGGAGUGGCAGAAAUGGGGCCCAUUAGGGGAAAUAGAGCAAUUCUUAAAAAUUCUACUCUUUCUGUAGGAAUGUUUGGACUUUGCACAUACAACUGUACAUGUAUUUGAUUUGAAGCAUCCUUCGAUGAAGAGGAAUCAGUUUUGUAGAAACGUUGGGUUUCGGCUCUUUAGGACCGGAGGGGUAAGGCCUAAUGGGUGAACAGAGCAAAUUCUAGAAAAGUCUUCUCCAGUAGGAAUAUCAUGAUGUUGCCCUGAUUUGGCCCAAAGCAUUUUUUAGCUGAAAAAGAAAUAAACUUUGUGUAAAUGGUGAAUCUCAGCACCCUAGGGCAGGAGGGAUGGGGCAAAUUCUUCAAAAUUAUUGUUCUUUUGUAGGAAUGUCAGGGUUCUGUCCCAGUUUGGUGUAAGGCAUGCUUGAUUUCUGUGUUGGCUGCCUCGGAAUGUUUCAUAAUGUAUGUCACCACAGUCUUAUUUCCAUCUUUUUCAAUUUGUGAUCACACCAGGGGAAAACGAAACGUGUACUAUAUAUAACAUAUUGUAUUGUUUUUGUGGUGCAUAGUUUUUAUGUCCUGUUGGGUUCAUUAUGUGUUUUACUUUAUUAUCAUCAUUCCCCAAUGUAAACCAAUUGUACUAGGUAAACAACACCUUUUUAUAUCAGUCAUACCAGCAAAAACACCAAUUCGUUUACAAGUUAUCUUGUCAAGUCUGAUUAAGAUGAGAUGAUUUUGUGGCUUAUGAACACAAAUACUGACUGUUGUAUAAAAGUAGAUGUUUAUAUUUUAUGCUGUUGUUGAUUACAUGGACUUGUGCAAUUUGGAAAGAUGCAUGCUGAUUUCCAAUCUAUGGAAACUUACACCAUAUUUUCUCUUUUUUGAUUUUUUUUUAACAAACUAUUAAUUCAUCAUCAUAUUUAUCAAAAAGUUCUGAGAAAGGUAGCACCAAAGAGGCUAAGAAUCAAAUUCUGCUUACUGGGUGAUGUUCCUUCUGGUCAGACAUUUUAUGAAAGUCACUUUGAUAUUUUAAUGAGCCUUAUAAAGAAAAGGGUGUAUAUCAUUAGAAAACUAUUGCCAUGAAAGUAAAACUUUGAUAUAUAGGAAAAUGUAAGCUAAAACAAUAUUAUCAUUUGAUUUCUAGUAAUCUUAAGAUCCCACGCUGAAAAUAAAUACUGGAAUGUUUAUCACUCCUAGGGAUUGAUUAUAUACAACAUGUGUGAUGUGUAACACUGUGUUUCACUUUGAUUUCUAGAAUUAAUGUUCACUUCAUCAUUUCUUUCUCAAAAGUUACUAUUGGUUGAUGACAGAUGAAGUGGGUAUUAAGUAUUUGAAAUGAAUUAAUUGAUUUUAUUUAAUGAAAUAAUAAUGUUUCAAUAAAGCCAGUUUAGAACUAUCUUAAUACAUUUGAUAUGCUAGUAAAAGUUUCAAAGUCCAUACAAUAAUACAAAAUAACAUUAGUAUAAAGGAACAAACUGGAGCUUAUAUAUAUAUGUAUGUAGACAUUUAGAUACACAAGAUAUUAGGAGAUUCAAUAAAUAUGUUCACAACAUUUUGUAGACAUUAAAAUCAGGUAUAAAGUGAUCGACGUCAAUGAAGAAAAGCGGGUGAUUAGUAAAGUAUCGUUAUUGCCUAGGUAACACCAUUUUUCAUGAUAGCAUUGUACAACCUCACUGGGUGUUUUCCUAAUAUCAAAUAUGCAAUUUAAUUAAUCCUUUUUUUUGUUAUAUUUUGUAUUGUAUUUUGCACAUUUUGAAUAGAACGUUGAGAACAUUUUCUUGUAACUGUGUAUAUUAAAUUAUGAUCUGA